GAUGCCACAAUAAUGACGAGCAAUGAGGCCAACCCCCUCCGUCCUGCCGUUGCGUUGCUCUCUCUCCCCUCUGCUUCAUUCAACCUCACACGCCAUUACGUCUUUGCAAUGCAGCUUGGUGUUUCCAUGACAAAGCGCAACCUCCAACUGGUUUCACAGGUUGCAGCAUCUCCGGCCACCUCAGUAGUGCAGAGUGUGUGCUGCACAUGGGUCGCCGACCGCAGACACAUCAGGCCCCGGCUUGCUGCGACAUCGCAUCCUCCGCCAACGUCACCACCGCUGGCUGACAUGACAAUCGCCACAGCCUCGCGUGGCCGCGCCAUUGCACGGACAUUGGCGUGGCUGGCGGCCCCGUCAGGCCCGUCAGGCCCAUCAGGCCCAUCGCGUCCUGCGCCAGUUCGCCGCCAGUUGGCCUGACACCCGCGUCUUCCCGAGCCAGUCUCAGUCCACCGUCACCACUCUCCGAUAUUAGGAGACCCGCUGCGAGCCACAUUCCAGCGAUGUCGCACAUUGGCAUCAAGACGACUGGGCGAGAGGGCAAUCAAACUCCUUCACUCCCAUUGCCCGGGGAGAGCCGCAGCCAGCCGCCCCGCCUGGCCUGCUCGUCUGCCAUUAGGUAACGCUUUGUCGACAAAACCGCCCACAGCGUCCACGUGCCUUGCUCGAGCCGCAUCAGCAACUCCGUUGCCCGUCAGGGGAGGCCUGCCUUCGGUCCCACUGCUCCCCAUCCCGGUCCCAUCUCGCCUGCAUUCCGUUCCUGGGGUACCGUUCUAGCGCUGAGACACCCUGGUCCCCCGCAUUCCACCUGUCCACUCGACCCAAGCCUUCUCCCUCCCUUGUAAGUUGUCUCCCUGUCACGCCUGUCCCUCUGCCUCCCUGUCGAGGCAAACGGGAGACGCCCUUCUUCUUCGUCUCGUGGCUUCCGGGCUCCCAUCGCCCCGUCAUAACCCUGUCCCUUAUUAUUGCGGGCACGGGACCUCCGUAUCGGCCGAGUCGGAUACGCUCGUGACACCAGCUCCCCGGACGACAGGCGCCCGGCCCAGAGAGCCCGGUCCGACUGCCCGGCCCGUCCGGCUUACAUCAUAUAAGAACCGCAGUCAAUAUCUAUAUCAUAUCCACCACCUAUUGAUGCCGAAACUAGCAUGCUUGUUUCUUGGCUUCCUCCGUAUACAUCCAUAAGAUCCACUCAAGUGUCCACUACGCCGCCACAACAUCUACGGAGUGAACCACUGGGGCAAUGCUGACUGUCCUACCUACCAUGACCUGACCUCACCUCCUAUCGAAUAAAAACUACGAGCUCUGGCCUGCAAACCUUGAACACCUCUCUGCUGAUUAUACCCUCUACCCUGCUUCUUGCACGGCCAAGUCUUAUCAGACUGGUUCCCGUAGAAAACACUCGGUACACGGGAUGAUUGUGUCUCCAGGAUGACUUGGUAGACAUUAAUUGGGCUCUACUGGCUUCUGACCACAUUUUGUGCAUUUCUUGAAGCUCUGACAUUUGAGUAUAGGUUUGUACAUGGAGUAUGUGAUCCUGCCGUCUGGCUACCACUACGCAAGCAACUAGGCGCGGGGGGUGUUCCCUUACACUUGGGCACGUUUCAUAUCCCCCGGCUCUCGGAUUCAGAGCUGGAUUCAACACGACAAGGCUGAGAUGUUUCCAUUUUCAUAAAUACUGUUUUGCCUAUCUAAUAUUGCGGCAUCUCUCUCCUUUUCCUCGUCUGGCUUUGGCGAAAUUGGAUUGCCAAGACCCGUUCUUCGACCUCUCGGGCAAUCCGAGAAAUCAACAAUAUCCAUUCAGUCUCCCCUUCCAUUGAAUCCCCACCACUGCCAAUCCUGGACAGAACAAUGCUUGGACUUCUAAUCAAAGGGGUCCAUUGCGUCUUCGGCGGCAUUCGCCGGAGGAAUGUGAUGGACACACUGAUAAGGCCCCCUCCAUCUGGGACCAGAACAAGGAAAGCCGUUCCAGUAUCAGUCUGACAGCCAGCCUUAUGGUGGCAACUGCAUCCUACGUGCCUCAAUGAAGGCUGCCAACAUGCUUGCAGUCCCUGGUUCACAAUGACUAGCGUCGUGAUGAGACUAUCUAUUGGUUCAUCGCGGCUUGUGGUCUCUCAACCCUCGCUUGCUUCAUCUGUGCUGGGCCAUCACUUGGGAUACGCGCGCUGACAUUGGUCACAGAGCAAGCAUUGGCUGCUAUCUUCAUCCUUCCUGAGAGGGAUUGUGCUUGGGGGUCUUUCAAGUGAGCGCCGAUAGCCAGAGAACCUCAUGGUGAUGUCCGACGACACACCAACAGGUCUGUCUGCUUACUGUGCGCCCUCUAUCAUGACCGAUUAAGGCACGCUUGGGCAGUGUUGGAAGGCUUAGGCUGCUGCUGCCUGUUGUGAUGGAUUGUGAUCGAAUCCUGCGCGGCGUCGAAUUGAAAGAUCCUGGGAGAUAGCGGCAGCGGCGUGCGGUGUCCGCGGCACACAGCUUUCACGUCGACAAUACGGUUGCACAUGGCGAGUAUAUAAGAAGAAGAUGGGCAUGAGACAAAAGGUUGAGCUUUGGGGACAGGUUGUUCUCUCACCCUUCGCUCUUUUUCUUUCAGCUCAACGCCGAAAACCGAACCCACACAGCCUUUAUAAAAACAGAUUUCUACGUCACCUUCAGAAUCUUCCUCUCAAGACCAAGAUGAAGUUCACCAUGCUAGCCGCCUUUGUGGCCACCUUUCUCCCUCGCGCGGUCUAUACUGCUCCCAUCGCCGCCCCCAUGGCGGACCCGGGACUGGCCAUACCUGUCCACGACAGCUACGCCGGCGCCGCAGCCCGGGAUGAAGUCUCCACUGCUGGCCGCUCUGGGUACAACUCUGUCGACAUUGUCACCCGGAAUGACCCUAGCGGUUUUUCGACGGACGGGCGGUCUGGCUACAACUCUGUGGAGAUAGUGGGGCGCAACAGUGCCACCAACGCCGACACGGCCGGCCGGAGUGGUUACAACUCUGUAGGGUUCGUUGAAAGGAAAGUCACUACCAACGCGGAGACAAAUGGCCGGUCAGGCUACAACUAGAGCCACGACCAGCACUACUGUCCAUCUGGUGGCUGGAUGUGAGUCGUCGCAGAUACGAGGUGAUAACGAGAUAUACGUAGGAUUCAUCCUUUUUUGCUGUUGGUUGUGGUGAGGUGGAUUAAUACAUGCCAUUGGCUCGCAGGAUCCUUGCUGGCUGCCGGCCAGGGGCCUACAAAGCUGUGGCGCUUCUAUCAAGCGCCAUGACAAGGCACACACACUCAUUACCAGUCGGGAUUUGUUUUCACGGUGACUGCUGGGAUGGAGAGC
Messenger RNA from Diaporthe batatas, 3309 nucleotides. RefSeq lists its product as uncharacterized. The record is from RefSeq and is a predicted model, not a curated record. Bases 2515 to 3042 code for a protein of 175 amino acids. NCBI's taxonomy places the organism in Eukaryota, Fungi, Ascomycota, Sordariomycetes, Diaporthales, Diaporthaceae. The transcript has 3 exons.